AUGAGUUGGAUGGUUGCAAUACAGCCUUCCCUGGUUGCCGGUACUUCUCUCAGCCCGCAGUCGAGUACGUCUGGGGUUGACGCCACACCCGCGACGAGUUCCAAGCGGAAGUAUACAUCGACGGCAUGCGAGUACUGUCGCUUCAAACGGAAACGGUGUGAUGGUCAGCCUCGUUGUCGCACAUGUGUCGACGCCAACAAGCAAUGCGUGUAUCGCUUCAACGACAAGAGAAAAGCGAGCGUUCGACAGGAGGGAAUCCAGCUUCUUGAGGCCCAGAACGAGGAGCUGCGCUCCUUGCUCGACGUGCUCAAAUACGGUAGCGAUGAGGAAUCUCUAGCGGCCUUGCGAGCCCUCCGUUCCCCUCAGGCAACGACACCUCGUCGACGGUCCUCGAACCUCCUGUCUGAUGUAUAUGGCGUGUCUCAUCCAAAGUUACCCUCGCUAUCGCCGGAAGACAUCGAACAUUUCCGGGCAGAUCAAGGAAGUCGACAGUCUGGUUCUCCAGCCCAGCCUUCAUCUUGGCCGUCGCUCAGAUUCUUCAACUAUCCAUCUAUCUUUACCCCGAGCCAAUUACCACCUGAAGGUGACCUUCGGAAAGGCGCCGACAUAUUUCUCCAAGUGACGGCUGGCUUGUUCCACAUCAUGACCAUGGACGAGUUUGACCAGCUUUGUGACCAGGCGUUUCGGCCAAUAUCGCCACCAGACACUUUCAUCGUCGCCAAAAUAUGUGCUGUAGGCGCCAUUGGUGCUCACUUCAACGUUGACGACACCACUGGGGAACUCAAAGACGCCCUCUUCCAUACCGCUAUCCACCACAUAUCCGAGAUGGUUGAGCUGGGCAACCUGCAAACUGUCAAAUAUCUUGCUUGCCUUUGCGCGUUCGGGAUGGUCGACAAGCGAAAGAGCACUGCGCGAUUAAUCCAUCUCAGUCUGCAGAUCGCGCGAUGGAACUUGGCUCUGCCUAAACAUGAGCUCAUGGGAGAUGCCCACGAGUGGAGCAGAUUGUAUCGAACAGUGACCUUUUUUGAAUGCUGGCUAUCGGCGUCGUUGGGCUACCUGAAUGACAUGUCUGAAGAGACUGAGCCUUUUACGUCCCUCACGGCCGCCAUAUACGGGCUUCAAGACGACAACGUGACGCAAAUCAAGGCGAAAGAAAUCAUGAAUCUGAAGGCCCGCGUGUGCAAAGCGUCGUGCGGUCUCGACCCGCCCACCGAGCAGACAAUCAGGGAUUAUAUGACCGACUUGGGAGCCUGGUAUCAGAGACUGCCACCUAACAUGACUUUGACGGUCUUGUUAAACGGUGACGCCAAUCCGCUCUCGGCGGCACAACAAGGCGCGCUCCUGCUCUCCCAUGCCACGUACCUGGGUGCUGUCAUGAUGUUGCAUCGACGGGUCCUGGUGAGCGUCUCGGAUGCUGUGCUCGGCCAGGUCGAGGACACGGAUAUCUGGAGCACGCCCGUGCAAGAGCAUCUGGCUCAUUCUAUUGAGGCGGCACGGGCCAUCGUGCGCAUUUUCAUCCUGCUUCGCUUCGGCACCGCGACAACAAACAUGCACGUCCGGUGUUGGAUUUGCAUCUUGGAAACCUACACAGCCUGCACCAUUCUCUUGUACAACAUCGCAUUCAGGACCAUCCAGCACGUCGCACAAUGCACAGAGAUGCAACUGGACCUGGAACGUGUGGCGACCUGUCUCGGCAUGCUCAAGGCAUCUGCAUUGGUGGACAAAGUGUCUCACAGAAUGUGGGUGGUAUUGGCAGCUGUGCACCAUGCCGUUGUGGUUUCCACGGGCCAUCAAACAUAUCCAGUCUCAUCUCUAGAAGUCGAGUCAAGAAGCCUUCCGCAUCCCCACCAACUCAACAGCAUGGUCGGGUCGGCGUUUGGGCAAUACAGCUCGUCGGCGGCGCCCUCGCCCAAGUCGGCGCCCCAGGGUUGUGUGUCUGCCAUUCAGGCAUUUAAGCGCGCCACUGAUAUGUUGCGAGAUCCAUUUGGCCACGGCCCAGAAGGAGGAUUUCGGCUCCUCUCACGCGAUUCGAGCGCCGAAGCCUUGGACUGGUGGUCUGCCGUUGCUGCCUGA
This is a messenger RNA of Fonsecaea nubica, 2073 nucleotides long. RefSeq lists its product as hypothetical. Gene Ontology annotation, biological process: regulation of DNA-templated transcription. The transcript is spliced from 3 exons. The record is from RefSeq and is a predicted model, not a curated record. Gene Ontology annotation, molecular function: zinc ion binding; DNA-binding transcription factor activity, RNA polymerase II-specific. The coding region runs from base 1 to 2073 and encodes 690 amino acids. NCBI's taxonomy places the organism in Eukaryota, Fungi, Ascomycota, Eurotiomycetes, Chaetothyriales, Herpotrichiellaceae.